AUUUAUUCUCAUUACAGGUGUGUCUUUCUGGUACAUCUUCUGGAGAUGAGCAGAGAUCCAUGACACCUGACCUUCCUUUCAUCAUGGAAGAGAGUGAUCAUGAAGAGGAGGCUAAACCUUCUCUUCUCCUCUCUCAGUCAGAGAACUCCAUACAUCUGAUCCAUUCAAGAUUCCAACCCUCUGGGGCUAAAGAUGAUGACAUGGUUGAUGGCUAUGGCAACAGGAUGCACAACCAGGGGCGUACUAUUGAGUAUGAAGACAUCUUGGUAGCGAGGGAAGCUUUCUCUGAGAAUGAUGCCUUCAGCAUUAGUGAUGCCUCGGAAGUCUCUGCUGAAGAUUUUGCCUUUGAUGAUCAUCUUCCGAUGAAGGACGAGGAUGAUGAGGAGGAUCUCGGGCUUGAUGAUGACUUGGCACUCCCUCUCAGUGAGACACCAGACAUCAUGGAGCUAACGGAUGAGAUGCUGGAUGCCUAUCUUCAGCUGGAGGAGGAUCUUCUUCAGGAGGUGGAGGCUGAGAUGGAGGAGGACGAGAAGACUUCCAAGGCAGCAGCAGCCCUGGAGUUUUGGUCCAUGUCUCCAAGAGAAGAACACAUGCUGAAAGCUGAAGAUCUGCAGAAGAUGCAUGCUGCAUUGAGGGAACAAAUAGAGGAGCAGAAGAUUGAAGAGGAAGGGAAAGAGGGGCGUGAAGAAGCUGAGGGAGAAGACGAGAUGUCUUUUGAAAAGAUGUGCAGUGCUUACACCCAAGCAAUGGCAAAUCUUGAAGAACACGAACACCAUGGUCGUUUAGAUUCAGUAGGUUCAGACUUUCUGUCGGAGGAAGCAGAGGAAGCCCUGGAAUGUUUAGCAUCAGAUGAGGAACUUGGAGACGAGUAUGAUGGGGAUCUAGAUGAUGAUUGCUUCUUCAUGGAUGAUGCAGUGCAUAGCACCACUGUACCCCUAGAUAUCAUGUACACAGAGGAAACCCAAGAGUUCAAUGAUGACUUUGCCGGGUGGAUGAUUGGGUCCAUGGAAGAUGUCGCAGAAUACCCAGACUCCUUGGAGAUGCAAUCUUUCAAUUCUAACGGGAGCUCAGAAGAACAUGAAUUCCCACACAUGCAGAACUGUGUAGAGGAGGAAGAAGAAGAGGAAAGAAAAGAAAAGGAGGUAAAUGAAACAGAAGAUGACCUGCCAGAAAUCUGUGCUGAUGAUUCCAUCUUCUUUUCUGAAGAGGAUCCUGAAGAAGAUGCCUCUUCUUCACACCUACUACAGCUCUCUACAUGGCCUCAGGAAAAUCCCCAUUUUUUCCCACCAAUCUCAAAGGAGUCUUCAUCGACCAACUCUCUCUUUUCCUCUCUCAAAAGCCUCUCAUCCUCACCUGAUGCUCAGACAUUCUUCAAGGGCUCCAAGCUCUUCCCAUCUCUGUUAUCCACCGAUGAGUCCAGUGGCUCUUCAAGAUGUGAAGAAGAGGACAAUACCCCUGUCAUUCCAUUUCAAAUGCAGAGUUUAGGUCAGAGGAGACAUUCCUUGUGGUCAAACGAUCCAACUGAAAAGGAGGAAGAAAAGGACAAUCUGUUAGAAAUAACAGGCAUUAGUUUGAGUCACAUGUAUGAGUCUUUGGAUUUUGUGACUGAACUAGUUCAUCAGAUAGCACCUGAAGAAAAGGACAGAAAUCCUGACCAAAAAUCCAGAUUUUCAGACUUUUCUAAUGCAGUUGGCAGAGCAGAACUAAAUUCAUCUCAUUCUCUGUCAGAUAGUUUUGAUAUUGUUUCCGACAUUGUCCGUAGAAUGGUACCAAGUUAUGAUGAUGAUGAGGAGGAGGAGUUAGACUUGGUGGAGAAAAGAAGCUCUAUCAGCAAACAAACAGAUACUAUGCAGGAAGUAGAUAGUUGUAGCCAAUCAGAGGGCUUACAGGAUGUUAUUGAGGGAGCCAGCACUACAACGCUAAGUGAUUCACUUCCUCUCAGCCACUCUCUAUGGCAGGAUUACAUGCAAACUUGUACUGGUAGUUUCAAUUUCACGUGGCCGUCAGGAGAAGCAAACUGUGAACGAGACUGCAGUGAAUUGGCUAGUAUUCAAGCAGCGGUGAAGCACACAUUAUCUAAAGCACUGAAAGAAGAAGAAGACGACGAAGAGAGCAUAAUCAUGAGCACCCAACUGGGCAAGAAGUCGAAGCAGAACAAGCGCAACAAGAGAAAGUCUGGAUCCUCUACAUCUGAUUCACAAUCAGUGCAGCAUGACGGGACUGAGGGUAGCUGUACAGGUAGUUGUGAUACUGGUUUCAACUCACUGCUGAGUACAGACGAUGUCGAUGAGAAGUCUGCUCAUGACACGCUCAAGCUCACUGAAGUGGACAGCCCGUGUACCCUCGUGGACGAGAAUGACACGUCUCUCAACAAACCUGGCUACAUGAGUUACGUCUCUCAGAUAGCUGAGGCUUGCUCUGAGGGUAACCUGGAUCAGUAUCUGAGCACCCAGAAGCACAAGCAAUGUUACCUGUGGUCAGUGCCGCCCCCUGCAGAGGACAGCCCUCAAGAAGUUGCCUUGAAGAAAGAGAUCAUGGACUUGGAGAAGGAUCUCCUACUGACCACUGAGGAGCUGGACUCUAAAUAUGAACUGGACUCUCAGGCCUCUGAUAACACUGACCGUCUCAUUGAGGCAACCAACACCUUGGUGGAAGAGCUGAAGAGCGGGAAGAACUUGGAGGCUGGUGACCUGGAGGAGGAUCAGGUGGGGAGCUGGAAGGACGUCAUUGUGCUGUGGAUGGAUAAGAAUGGAAAGGUGCGGGAUGCUGAGACCCAAGGCUGCACACCAAUCACUGUCUCCCCUGACUAUAUGCACACUGAAGAUGGCCAUAUGACUCCUAUUAUUGAGGAGAUCACCUCAAUAGAAGCUCUGGACGUGCAUCAGAGGCCAGCCAUCUUACCCAGACAAUACCAAGGUAUGGACAUGACUGACCAUCCUGGAAGCAUGGGUCAACCCCUUCACCAUGCCCAGAGGACGGUCAUCUAUGCUAAGGAUGCCUGUGAACAGUACGAACCUCCGAAGCAAAGUAAGUCAUUCACAAGACGAGUCCUGAGCGUGGCCUUUCCCAUCCAGCUCCUCCUCCUCCUGUGCACUAUCUUGGUUCUGGUCCUCCCCUCCAUGGUGGUAACGUACCAUGGUGAUUGUUACCUGUCUCUCACUGAUAACCUGAUGUGGGAUGCGUCGCAACCGGUCAUGAGCUAUGUCAGGGGACCGCCUCCGGUGUGAAGCCUCAAACUCCAUUCUCAAUCAAUCCAUUGAACUGAUGAUAUGAUUGGCAUGUCAGUAUACCUUAAACAACUCAUUAUCAGCACAGUCAUUAUUCGAUGUUAAAUAUCAUUAAGCUAUUUCAUUUAUCUCAUUUUUCAACAUCAUAUAUUUUUAAUGCUUUGUGUUCAUGCUUGAUAUAUAUAUUUAUAUUUCUAUAUUUUGUCUUGCAGAGUUAUUUUGUAGUACAAGAAAUUUAUCUUUCUGUAGCCGUAGUUACAUAUCACUUUUCUUUGAAAAGAUGUUUUCAUGUGUUUCUUUUACCGUAGUAUACAGAUUUAAAUUUACAUUUGAUUUGUAUUAACCGAGAAGAAAG
Messenger RNA from Strongylocentrotus purpuratus (purple sea urchin), 3582 nucleotides. RefSeq lists its product as uncharacterized. The coding region runs from base 60 to 3227 and encodes 1055 amino acids. Gene Ontology annotation, cellular component: membrane. The transcript has 2 exons. Lineage: Eukaryota; Metazoa; Echinodermata; Echinoidea; Camarodonta; Strongylocentrotidae. The record is from RefSeq and is a predicted model, not a curated record.